UUCUGUUUUGCAGUUACUGAAAAAGAAAUACGUCAAUGGCACAAAGGAUUUCUAAAAGACUGUCCGAAUGGUUUACUCACAGAGCAAGGUUUUAUCAAAAUCUACAAACAAUUUUUCCCACAAGGCGAUCCCAGUAAAUUUGCUUCGCUUGUGUUUCGUGUCUUCGAUGAGAACAAUGAUGGGUCCAUCGAGUUCGAGGAGUUCAUACGCGCCUUAUCCGUCACAUCGAAGGGCAACCUGGACGAGAAAUUGCAAUGGGCGUUCCGUCUGUACGACGUCGACAACGAUGGCUACAUAACCCGCGAGGAAAUGUACAACAUUGUGGACGCAAUCUAUCAGAUGGUGGGUCAACAGCCGCAGUCGGAGGAUGAGAACACGCCGCAGAAGCGAGUGGAUAAGAUAUUUGAUCAAAUGGAUAAGAAUCAUGAUGGCAAAUUAACAUUAGAAGAAUUUCGUGAGGGUAGUAAAGCUGAUCCACGUAUAGUUCAGGCGUUAAGUUUAGGUGGUGGUUAAAAAAAAAAAAAAAUAU
This is a messenger RNA of Drosophila arizonae, 529 nucleotides long. RefSeq names its product Frequenin 1 (gene Frq1). Lineage: Eukaryota; Metazoa; Arthropoda; Insecta; Diptera; Drosophilidae. The record is from RefSeq and is a predicted model, not a curated record. Gene Ontology annotation, molecular function: calcium ion binding; calcium sensitive guanylate cyclase activator activity.